Messenger RNA from Aspergillus nomiae NRRL 13137, 623 nucleotides. RefSeq lists its product as uncharacterized. The transcript is spliced from 3 exons. The record is from RefSeq and is a predicted model, not a curated record. Gene Ontology annotation, biological process: mitochondrial respiratory chain complex I assembly. The coding region runs from base 46 to 357 and encodes 103 amino acids. NCBI's taxonomy places the organism in Eukaryota, Fungi, Ascomycota, Eurotiomycetes, Eurotiales, Aspergillaceae.
UGUGCCCACUCGUUUCCCCUCCUCUCAUCUACCACCAAACACACAAUGGCUUCGGGUUUUGGUCUCAAUGGCGGUCCCUCCCGCUGCUACAACUUCUGGCAGGAGGUCCUCGGCUGCUACGUUGUCAACGCCGGCGACGGUGAAACCGGCAAGAAGAAGUGUAUGCCCGCUUUGGAGGAUUACUACGAGUGCCUGCACCACAGAAAAGAGGCUUUGCGAACAAUGAAGAUGCAGGCCGCCUACCGGAAGGCCGAAGCCGCACACCCCCGGGAGAACGCGCCCAAGGCCGAGCAGAUUCGCAGUUUGGGGCUGCUAGGGAAGGAAGAAGAGGCAUCGGCUUUUCUAACGAAGGCUUAAGGGGAUUUUGUGCACACUAGGGGUGCGGUUCUGUUUUCGUUGUUUUUACUACCACCACCAAUGUCGUGUUGUUAUUUCCUACUUGGAGUCCCUCAGUGUAUAGAAAUGGACAAGUCUAUUUGAUGCGCGCCGUUUCGACGAUCAUCGCAGUGUGUGAUGUCUGCUAGGAAUGCUGCGAAUCACCGCAACCCCGUGUUCCGGGACGACACGAAGAUCGCUUUGACUGCUACUAUUUAUUUCACUAUGUCGACUCGAUUUCCAUAGAU